Melitaea cinxia (Glanville fritillary) is the source of this 1098-nucleotide messenger RNA. RefSeq names its product L-aminoadipate-semialdehyde dehydrogenase-phosphopantetheinyl transferase. NCBI's taxonomy places the organism in Eukaryota, Metazoa, Arthropoda, Insecta, Lepidoptera, Nymphalidae. The record is from RefSeq and is a predicted model, not a curated record. The coding region runs from base 72 to 938 and encodes 288 amino acids. Gene Ontology annotation, molecular function: magnesium ion binding; holo-[acyl-carrier-protein] synthase activity. Gene Ontology annotation, cellular component: cytosol. The transcript has a single exon.
UGCAGGUCAAUAGUUGUUUUAAAAGAAAUAAGCGACUAUUUUCACAAUUAUCAGCUUGGACGGAGUUACUAAUGAAUAGUAGGCAAAUAGGUGAUUCUAACAUAAUGGAUAACUCAAACGUUAGAUGGGCUUUCAAUGCUAACUCCUGGCAACCAACUCUAGACCAGAUAUUAGCAGCAUCAAGUUAUAUUCAACAAGAGGAAAAAGAGAGAAUCACAAGAUUUGUUUUCCAAGAUGAUGCAAAAUCAUCAUUGAUAGGACGUCUUAUGAUGAGAAAAUUUGUACAUGAUUCAACAUUGUUGCCUUAUGAGAAUAUACGUUUUCAAAGAGAUGACCGAGGCAAGCCUUACCUGGCUAAUGCUGGUGAUGUACCAAUCAAUUUUAAUGUAUCACACCAAGGCGAUUAUGUCGUGCUUGCUGGUAAUACGAUGAAGAAUAUAGGCAUUGAUGUAAUGAAGAUUGAACCUCCAUUACAUAAGAAUGUACCAGAAUUCUUUCGUAUUAUGAAAAGACAGUUUUCUGAAAGAGAAUGGUCUAAAAUUUUAAGUUAUCCCACUGAGCUAAAGCAAAUUGCAUGUUUUUAUCGUAUGUGGUGCUUGAAGGAGAGUUAUGUUAAGAAUAUCGGGAUUGGUAUUACUGUUCCGUUGGAUAAAAUAAGUUUCUCUGUUAAAUCUGAAUUGAAAGUUGGUGAUAUUGUCUCUGACACAAUGUUGUAUGUGAAUAAUACUCUUAAAGAAGAUUGGUUAUUUGAGGAGACGUUGCUGGAUGACAGGCAUGCUGUCGCUGUGUCUUUCCAACAAGAUAGAAAUGUGAAGACAUCUCCUGUCCCCUAUGACUCUUUAAGCUUUGAUGAUAUAGUGAGAGAUGCUAAGCCACUAGUAGAGCCUGAUGCCACAUUUGCUAGCAAUUUUAUCUCAAAAGAAUUUAAAAAAAUCUAGUAAAUAAAUUGUGUGGUUAAUUAGUUUUUUUUUUAUAUGUUUUCAAUUCUUAUGUUUGUUUUUAAUUGCGGUGUUAAGGAAAAAUGUUUAUGUAGUUCUUAAGAUAUAACUUUCAAUCAUAUGAGUGUUAUUUAUCUAAUGAGAAAUAAAAUAAUAAAAU